Molecule: messenger RNA, 3879 nt
Organism: Coregonus sp. 'balchen'
Lineage: Eukaryota; Metazoa; Chordata; Actinopteri; Salmoniformes; Salmonidae
Source: the annotation of a GenBank genome assembly
GCCCACUCCCAUCAUAAUCGGUCCACGCGGAAAUACAGCAAUAAGUAGACCAAUAAUAGACAGACUGAUAAGCAGAGCAGAUCACCUGCUUUCCCGCCUUUGGGACAACGACUCCCAUUGUUAGGGUAGAGACAAUACCAUCUCGUCUUUAUAUACAGUAUCUCUGGAGAAGCCUGCUAGUGAGAGUGGACAGAGAGCUAGAGUAAGAAGUACUAGGCAUAGACAGACAGAGAAAUGGUCCAGUUGUUGUGGACUUUAUUGGUUUUGCUGAUCAUCUUCAGGGAAUCAGGUCAGUGACUUUAUUAUUGUUGUUUAAAAAUAAGUCUAUUUUGAACCUCAUAGCAACAGUAAACUAAAUGUUAUAUUUUAAUAUAUUGAUUUGUGAACACAACACUUCACUAUUAUGCUAGACACAUCACGUUACUUUUGAAUAAUAUGGUGCUAGAUUUAUUUGUUGAAGCAGUGACUAGAACAAUCUAUAUGUUUUCAGUAUCACAGGAGGUGAAAUGUUACAGCAGGUUUGAUAAUGGGGAUUGUGACUAUCUCCUGGGAGAAGUGACGAUGGAAGACUGUUGUCUUAACCCUCACUAUGGCUACAUUGGAGCAGAUGGAAAAUGCAAGUUUUGUGGGUGAGUCUCAAUUAGUUUCAGAUUUGGACGUCCAAUGUCCCAGUGCAGGAUGUGAUAUGUUGCGUUUUAUGUCACCUGUAGGCCAGCUUCGUGGUCUGAAUGGACUACUUGGGGCAACUGCUCUGUCCCCUGUAACGAGGGAGUUUCGCAGAGACGACGAGAAUGCCAGGGACAGGGAAAAUGUACUCAGGAGACUACCCCUAGACAGCUUCGCAAACUCACGUUAGAGACCAAAGUCUGCAUUGAGCCAGACUGUUGUCCAGGUACAGACCCUUUCUAACAGUCAGGGAACAUAAAUUCAAUCAUAUCUGAAGUCAAGGUAUUUUGUGCCUCUUUUGAUGAUCUUGCUGAAAAUUGUUCAGAACAGGGACAAUGGAGCAAGUGGGCUGAGUGGCAGCCCUGCUCAGUGACUUGUGAGAAGGGCUUGAGAAAGAGAGUGAGGACAUGCACCGAACCACCACCUAGAUGUGGAGGCAGCUGUGACGGUCCAAGUGAAGAAGAGGAACCCUGCGUGGUUGAUCGUGUCUGUCCAAGUAAAGACCAUCAUGAUUUAGACAAUACUCUCUAUUCCUUCACAUAAUGCAAUAAUCAUCUCCAUACAUUAUACAAGUUUUACAUGUUUUUUUCACCAUUCAUCUCCUAUUUCGACUGUAGCCAAUGGUGGUUGGUCAAACUGGGAGAGUUGGCAGCCAUGCUCAGGCACUUGUGCAAGGGAGGAUUUACCCAGACCUACACAGCGGCGCUCUAGAUCAUGCUCCAAUCCACCACCGUCCUCAGUGCCCCCUGGUGAUGAAUGCCCUGGGUUAGGGAGCGAAUCUAGGACCUGUGAUGAGCUUCCUUCAUGUCCUGGUAAAUGGCAUGGCCAAGCAAUCAAAUUUUCCUCUGAGGUUCUGACUGAUAUCCUAAAGCUAUUGCUUGUAUUCAUACACAUAAUGUAGCAAUAACAUGUACUCAUAGUGUAUGUAAAACAAACCUCCCUCUUUAUCCUCAACAGUAAAUGGUAACUGGGGGCUGUGGGGGCCCCCCAGCUCCUGCUCCGUUACCUGUGGGGUGGGGGUUAAUGAAAUGCUCAGACAGUGUAACAACCCAGCCCCUAAACAUGGAGGGCUGCCCUGCUCUGGAUCCAAUAAAGACACAAAAGUCUGCAAUACCAAAAACCAGUGCCCAGGUAAAAUAUUGACAGCCGGAGAAUAACCCAUUCCCUCUGCCCAUUUCAUCAGUUAUUAACCUCUGAGCAAAUGUUGUUUUUAGUGGAUGAGUCAUUUGAUCAAACUUAGCCUCACUUGAGAGGAUUGUAGCUUUCACACAGCUGAGGUCAGAUGUUUAUAUUUUUGUCACUGUAAUUAUAAUAAUAUUACAUACUUUUACAGUAAUACUAUUACUGUUAUGAUAUGGGGGGUAGUUUAGUGUUAGCACGUAGAUAGACAGCACACUUCCACACCUCAUCCCUAGGUGACAGCAGUAACCGGGUCCAAGUGCUGUGCCAGGCCUUGAUAAGCACACAGGUACGGCCUGCCAGUGUUUGUUUUGCGUUACAUCUUUAGUUUUGUAUUUUUGUACAUUCCUUUUCUAUAUAUUUAUUUUCGUCACCAUGACCUGAACAAAUGAUAAUCCCCUUGGGCUGGCCAACCAAGAGUUCAAGACGGAGCUGUCCCUGGACCGAGUUAAGGUUGCUGUCCCCUGGGGGCACAUACAUACAACAUGGUCUGCAUACUCUGACUUUUCACAUAAAUGCACACAUUAAAUCAGGUUAUAGACCAUUUAGCUAGGCUUAGGACUCCUAGACAUAGCGAGUGUAUCAAUAUCUGUAGGCUAGCUAGUUGGUUUCGUAACACUGUAUAUGGUAUUCAGUAGUGAAACCAUUGCAUCCUUCAAGUCCUCCUAAGAACUGAAAUACUUCCCAUGGGGAUAAUAGUUAUUUCUUUGUUCCACAGUGGAUGGUCAGUGGUCGCAGUGGGGGAAAUGGGAAGACUGUAAAUCUAAUAGAGGAAAAAUUACCUGUCGAAAAAUCGGUGGACAGCAAAGACGCCAAAGAUGGUGUAAACACACAGAUUUUGGUGGGUUGACGUGUGAAGGAACGAUCACAGACUACAGGCCCUGCUUUGACAUUCAAUAUUGCGAAUGUGAGUUAAACAAAUGUUAUCUUCCAUUGAUUGAGCUGUGUUAUUUGUUUUGAUGCCUCUUUCAACUUUAAUUCAGUCCAACUGUUGCAUGUUUUUGCAGUGAUAGUUGAAUAAUACAAAUCAGAUUUCAUAACCAGUAGGCUAAGAAGUCAUGUUCCUCACAUAAUGCUUAACUUGUGUUUAGUUGAUGGUAAGUGGGAUGAAUGGAGUGAGUGGAGUCAUUGUGAGCCCCCCUGUGGAGAAGGAGCCAAAAGGACCAGAGAACGCAAGUGCAUACCUGAUCUGUCAGAAUACCCGUAAGGAGACUGUAUAGUAUACUAUUAUUAUACAAUGAUUAACCAAGUAAUUUGUGUGUAUCUACCCCUAUGCCUCUCAAUAAGUAGGCUACACACGAUUUAGGCAUUGCUUGGGCUCAGUGGCACAUUCAAUAUUAUCUGGUGCAGUGUGAAAUCUGUGCACUCUGCUAUUGUUUGGUGUGUCAGGUGUAAAUUGGAUGAAUCUAACUCUUUAUUUGCUAUUUGUUUCCAUGCCAGGGAGAAAAUAGGGUAUCCUGUUAAGUCUAAAGCAUACUUUGAAGGGAGGCCAGAUGUGAACUGCACACUGUUGAAGGACACAAAAGAGAGUCGGGCCUGUAUAAAUGUUCCUCCAUGUGACACAUAGGUAAUACGUUAUCAUUAACAAUGAUUUCACAGUUGCAAUAUCAAUUUUAAAUAGCAUUGGAGCUGACCAAAGUCCAUCUCUAAAUGUCUGACUUUUUUCCAGAGUCUUUUGAUCAAAGCACAAGUCUGGAGGGGAAUAAGCAUUGUCAACUUAGAAAAUGACACAUUGAAUUGAUAUGUCUAGCUAUGUGAUUUCACUGCCUUUGGUCACGUAUGUCUAUGCAGACUUCAUGAAGCAUUAGUAACACAAAGUAGUUUAUUAGGACUACACUUUUCAUAAUAAUGUAAUUUCCUAAAGAAAUAAAAAAACAUUGUUCACUUCCUCACAAGGUAUUGCUUUAGUCUAUGAGGUCUUUUCAUUUCAAAUGCAGCAUUGCAUUAGCCGGAGUGAUUAUGGAAAACUUAAUUAAUGCAUAACAAAUUGGUGAAGUGUAUAACUUUACGCAUUUUACAUUUUAGUCAUUUAGC